Oppiella nova is the source of this 966-nucleotide messenger RNA. Lineage: Eukaryota; Metazoa; Arthropoda; Arachnida; Sarcoptiformes; Oppiidae. The record is from the annotation of a GenBank genome assembly.
AUGUGUUGUAUAUCCAAACGGACUCUCAAGCUUGUACAUCUGUAUGUAUUUAACUGCCCUCCCGAUGACUACGGAAACCAAUUGGAGUAUAAUAUGGCAAUGAGUGGACAGUUAUCUUGUCCUAACAGACAUCAAAUUGACUUUAUUAAGGAAACUGUACACAUGAGCACCAAUCAUAUGGACCUCAUAUAUGACAAAAUGAAGUAUACGGUCGCCGUUUUGGACCAAAUAUUUGUCGACAUUGGUUACCAAUACGCAGCGCGUAUGGCAUCCGUCCAUUUGGGUCAAUCAUAUCUACCGGCCCUCAUAACCGCCCUAUGUUAUGGACCACACACUCAACGGCUAUUUGAGGCAUCGCUGUUGACAUAUUGGGUGAAAGCGAGUAAACAGUUUUACAUUGAUAUUGUACUAGUGAUUGCUAAUAAUAACGAUUUGCUAAAUGGUAAAAGUUUGUCCGACUUGUACCUGGACACGAGCACACGGGUCCAGUGCCUAACUCUUAUUGAAAUGCAAUCGCUUUUCGUUUCACACCCUAAUCUGAUAACACGUCGGUUACUAUACGCGCAUACUAUUGAAGACCUAAUGGACGAUAAAUUAGAGGCGUUCAAUAACUUCGCAGAUUCAACCAAAAGUCCUGAAAUUUUCCGUAAAAGUCUGCAAAAUGUUGUCAUCAUUCAGGACCAGACAUGGAUUGAUAUACUUAUCGUGUUUGGCACUAAAUUUGCGUCCAUACAUACCGGGCAAUCAUACCUACCGGUGCUCAUGACACCGCUCUGUUACGGACCCCACUUUCAAUUCACUAAUAUAUCACAAAUUAUUACACAACGUCUAUACGAGGCAUCACUUUUGCAGCGCUGGUAUCUCACGAGAAAUACAUUUUACAUUCAAAUCUACAAAAAUAUCGCCGAAAACAGUGUUUUAAUGGACAAACCUCUAACCGAUUUCUACGCCAAAACAGUCGACCCC